UGUGUGUAGUUAGCGGCGGCAACCAACACUCAGUGUCUGUUAUACUGUGCUCUGGUGGUCAUCACACUUCAGGUGUAACAUCAGCAACAAACAUGCCCAACUGCCCCAAGUGUAACAAGCCCGUCUACUUCGCCGAGCGCAAGACGUCGCUAGGCAAGGACUGGCACGGCGCGUGUCUGAGGUGUGAGAAGUGUAACAAGACCCUGACACCCGGCGGACACGCUGAACAUGAGGGCAAACCUUACUGUCACCAGCCCUGCUACGCGGCCCUCUACGGCCCUGGAGGCUUUGGCAGAGGAGGGGCUGAGAGCUAUGUAUACAAAUAGGCAUAAAGAUAAUUAUUGUAUCUUAUCAUAUCAUUUCUUAUUUAAUUCCAUUUUCUACAUUCCAUUCAUGACAAAUAAUUAAAUAUAAAUUAUAAUUAAUUAUUUCAUA
Messenger RNA from Macrosteles quadrilineatus (aster leafhopper), 435 nucleotides. RefSeq names its product cysteine-rich protein 1-like. The record is from RefSeq and is a predicted model, not a curated record. The transcript has 3 exons. Bases 93 to 326 code for a protein of 77 amino acids. Lineage: Eukaryota; Metazoa; Arthropoda; Insecta; Hemiptera; Cicadellidae.